Molecule: messenger RNA, 1067 nt
Organism: Paramecium sonneborni
Lineage: Eukaryota; Ciliophora; Oligohymenophorea; Peniculida; Parameciidae
Source: the annotation of a GenBank genome assembly
AUGUAAUAAACAAAUUUUAAUCUGUUUGAAUAUACAUUAGAUGAAUAAUUGAUUCAAGAGUAAGAUCCAAAUAAAUAAAUUAAUAAAGACUCAGGUGGAUUAAUGGAUUUCAAUCCUUUAGGAUUAUCAUUAUUUUUGGAAGCCAAUAAUCAACAAGAAGUGAUUAAUAAGAAAAUUUUUGCUUAAAUUUUAAAAAUGAUCGAGGAUAAAUUGUUAGAAUUAGAAUAAAGAUUAGAUAAUAGAGAUGAAAUUAAAUAUAUUAAUUCUUAAAUAAACAUGUUAAAGCCAGCUGAUUAUUAAUUUGCAUAAAAAUAAAAUGAUGAUACAUAAUCAGAACAGAUUAAAUAAAGUAUAAAUUCUAUUUGUUUUAGGAAAAUUUAGUUAAUAAUCUGAUUUUGAAAUUAGUUUACCUCAAGCAGUACCAUAAUAAGAUUAAUUGUAGAAAAAUUCAUAAAAACCUCUAAAAUAUCGUUCUAAAUUAGGAAGAGCUAAUACUGAAAUAACAAAAAUUGAUUUAAAGAAUAAACCUAAUGAUGAAUAAUUACAUUAAAAAAUAGAAUAAUUUAAUAAAAAGCUUAAGUUAUUGACAGAAUAGGUGAAUAAGAUAUAAUAAACAGAAGGUUAAUUUUCAAAGAAAAUUGAAUAGCAAAUAAACAAUUAAUUAAAAGAUACUUAGAAUAGAUUAAUCUAAUAUGAAAAAUUAUUUAAGUAAGUGGAAUAAAAAAAUUAAGAGGUAAAUGAAAAUUAAAGAGACUUUUUAAUUCACUUAUAAUAGGAAAGAUAAGAGAUUAAGUAAAAAAAAAUAAUUACAUACUAGCUUUAUUUCUUCAGAAUUAACACGAAUCAAUGAUGAGCUUAAGAUCAAUAUAACCUAAAUAGAAUCCAAUUUUUUAGAGCUAACAAAUUAAGUUAAGGAAUAAAAAAAUGAACUAAUAUUACAAAAAUCCUUUUUAGAAUCUAUUGAUAAUGAUUUUUUGAUUAUGUUAAAGAAAUUUAAAGAUUUGUAAAAUGAACUUGCAAAAAAAAAAUUGAACUCUAGUUAGUUAAAUUCGAAGCUUCUCUAAUGA